CCAGCGUUCCCUGCGUACCCGGAGCUCUCUGUACAGGCGCGUAAUCAAACAGCGGCGAGGACGAAGGGGUCUAAAUUAAAUUAAACAGCUUUAAGUUGGACUUGCCGUCAUUAUUUUGUUUGCUAGACGAUUAUCGGUGUUUAAAUUGCAUUUAUUUGUGGUGUUUUACCGACUUGUGUCUUGAUUCCGUUAUAAAUGCUGCGCGUGCAUGCGGUCACCCGACGCGGCUACGCACUGGCAGCUUAGCGUGCUAUCAGGCUAAGUCGGGCCAUUAAACGUUAUUUAACUUCGCACUUUAUUUUAUAAAGGGUUAUCCCGGGCGGCGCGAUGUCGGGGUUUAAUUUUUCGUCUGGAACUCCCGGGGGGUUUUCAUUCGGAGGUGUGACCAGCACCACUGGGGGGAGCACAGGAGGCUUCUCACUGGGGGGGCUGGGCACUGCCACCACCAGCACCACCACAUCUUCGUUGGGCCUGGGAGGGGGGCUGUUCGCACAGAAACCCACCACUGGCUUUUCCUUCGGGACCUCAGCAACAGGUACUACUGCUCCAGCCACAGGUCUUACCUUGGUCACCACCCCAGCUGCGGGUUUCACACUGGGCUUCAACAAACCUGCUGCCUCCGCCACACCCUUCUCCCUGACAGCCUCGUCUGCCCCUACUGGCCUGACCCUCAGCUCCGCCCUCACCUCCACAGCGCCUCAGGCCAGCUCCACAGGGGGGUUCACCCUUGGGGGCAAUGCCCCUGCUUCCACCAGCUUCUUCGGUAACACAGGCAGCACUGGUCUGGGCCAGUCUUCUCUCACCUUGGGCUCUGCCUCGGUCUUGGGCUUGGGCUUGGGCUUGGGCUUAGGCUCACUGACAUCGUCCACCUCCACCACCAGCACCACUACGGCCUCCAGCAGCAUUGGUCUUGGGGGCAUCGAUUUUAGCGUCUCCUCUGAGAAAAGUGACAAGUCCUCUGGGGCUCAACCAGAGGACAGCAAGGCCCUGAAAGAUGAAAACCUCCCUCCAGUCAUCUGUCAGGAUGUUGACAAUUUCCAGAAAUUUGUAAAGGAGCAGAAGCAGUUGCAGGAGGAUAUCAGCCGGAUGUCGUCCAAGGCCAUGCUGAAGGUGCAGGACGACAUCAAGAGCCUAAGGCAGCUGCUUUCUGUCAGCGGCAGUGGGCUGCAGAGGAGCGCACUAGCCAUCGACAAGCUCAAGGUGGAGACGGCACAGGAGCUGAAGAAUGCGGACAUCGCCCUGCGCACACAGAAGACCCCACCAGGCCUGCAACAUGAGAACACCGCCCCUUCAGACUACUUCCGGGGCCUGGUGGAGCAGUUCGAGGUGCAGCUGCAGCAGUACCGGCAGCAGAUUGAGGAACUAGAGAACCACCUGGCAGCGCAGGGCAGCGGCUCGCACAUCACCCCGCAGGAUCUGUCCCUAGCCAUGCAGAAGCUGUACCAGACAUUUGUGGCGUUGGCUGCACAACUGCAGUCAGUGCAUGAGAAUGUAAAGAUCCUGAAGCACCAGUACCUGGGCUACAGAAAGGCUUUCCUGGGCGACUCCACAGACGUGUUCGAGUCACGCCGCGUGGCCGGCAGGAAGUGGCAGAGCGCACCUCAGGUCACCACGGGCCCCACCCCCUUCGGCGGCGUUCCCAAUGCAGCGGCUGUUGCCAUGGCAGCCACGCUAACGCAGCAGCAACAGCCCGCCCCAGCGUUCGGUGGCGGCCCCAGCUUCGGAGGAGUCACGGCACCCGGCUCAUCUUUUGCCUUCGCCUCCGCCAGCAAGCCAUCCGGGGGGAGCCUGAGCGCAGGAUUUGGCAGCUCCAACACCUCCGGCUUCAGCUUCAGUAAUCCAGGCAUCACAGCCUCAGCUGGCCUCACCUUUGGCGUCUCCAACACACCCACUGGUGGCCUCGGUGUGGGGGCACCCCUCCUGCAGCUCAAGAAGCCGCCUGCGGGCAAUAAAAGGGGCAAGAGAUAGAGAGCGAGGCCUCGGGGGGUGGGGGGUACAUCUGCCACAGGAAGUGUUUAUUUUUAUAUUCACCCAGCAGCCCGGGGGCAGCAGCUGCAGGAGAAAAGGGAAGGAGCAGAGAGCAUUCUGUUUUUUCUGUUAUUCUAGCUCAUUUGA
Messenger RNA from Brienomyrus brachyistius, 2115 nucleotides. It is a transcript of the gene nup58, whose product is annotated as nucleoporin 58. Gene Ontology annotation, biological process: nucleocytoplasmic transport. The transcript is spliced from 13 exons. The record is from RefSeq and is a predicted model, not a curated record. Gene Ontology annotation, molecular function: structural constituent of nuclear pore. NCBI's taxonomy places the organism in Eukaryota, Metazoa, Chordata, Actinopteri, Osteoglossiformes, Mormyridae. The coding region runs from base 328 to 1968 and encodes 546 amino acids. Gene Ontology annotation, cellular component: nuclear pore.